Molecule: messenger RNA, 2677 nt
Organism: Neoarius graeffei (lesser salmon catfish)
Lineage: Eukaryota; Metazoa; Chordata; Actinopteri; Siluriformes; Ariidae
Product: dystroglycan 1-like
Exons: 2
Coding region: 1-2583 (860 amino acids)
Biological process (GO): morphogenesis of an epithelium; muscle attachment; nerve development
Cellular component (GO): sarcolemma; basement membrane; dystrophin-associated glycoprotein complex
Molecular function (GO): laminin binding; calcium ion binding
Source: RefSeq, a predicted model, not a curated record
AUGAGCCAUCAGGUUUGCAUAAUGCAAAGGGUAUGGGGGCUUCUACUCCUGUGUCCCAUGUCAUGGGCAUCAGAGCCAGUGGUCCUGGAACUGGAAGCCUCCAUGCACUCCACUCUGCUCUCAGACAUGCAGGCAUCUAUAUCCAGAGUGUCAACAGUGUCAGACUCUGUUGCAGUGGUGGGUCAGAUGUUCAAGAUGAGGAUCUCACUGGUGUCAGAAGACUGCCAUGCCAUAGACAUUUUGUCUGGGAUUGGCAGUGCAGCAUUCCCUGAUUGGCUUUAUUGGGACAGUCAGCUAUGUCUUCUUCAAGGUCUACCACUAGAGGGGGAUAAAGGUCUGUAUCGGUUCAGCUUGUCUUCUGAAGCCUUACAAAAUCAUGAUGGCAGUAUACAUAGUCAUCUACUUCUCAGUGGAAUCAAAUUGAGUAGUAGCUCUUACAUUAACGCCCGACAACCAGAUGUCUUCAUUAUCACAGUAAACCCAGAAGAUCAACAGGACAUGGAACCUGCUCCACUGGCACUGCAGACCCAGUCUAAUACAACAAAUGUGUGUAUUUGUUCAAGUGGCCAGCCAGCCACUGUGCUAACUAUAAUACUGGAUGCUGACCUCACAAAGAUGAACUCCAGGGAGCGGCUGAUGUUGCUGCAGAAAAUGACUCACUUUGCUAAUGAGCCACCAGAGCUACUGCGGGUCAUGCCAGUUAUUAACAAUCGUUUUUUUGAUAUGACUGCUUUUAUGGCUGGACCAGGUAAUGCAAAGAAGGUGGUGGAGAAUGGAGCACUGUUAUCAUGGAAACUGGGUUGCGCACUUGACCAGAACAACCUGCCUGAUAUUAGUGGUGUCCAGGUGCCAGCAAAAGAUGGUACCAUGUCAGUUCUACUGGGUUACCCAGUGGUCGGCUGGUACAUUGUCAAUAAGAAACCUCAGGUGGUCAAGCGAGUCAGAAGACAGAUCCACAGCACGCCAACACCUGUGCCUUCCCAGUUUCCUCCAACCACUCACUUAGUACCUGCAGAGCGUAUUGUGCCUGCUCCAGCAUCCCCUUUCAUUGCUUACUCUACAAAUCUGUUGGUAAAUCCUGCCCGUGGUCCUUUACCUUUACCAGUUAAACCUACCAUCCGUUUGCGGGAUCAGAUAGCUUACACACCUGUCCUGAGCCAACCUCUACCCACUCAAGUCUUGGACAGUACCAGCACUCUCCCCCUGCAACCAACGAUGACUCGCCCUGGUUAUGUGCAGCCUACUGUUUCUGUUACUCCUCCAACCACUCGCAGACCCAAGACCACCACCUCAAAAAAGGGUAAGAAAUCAAAGAUCACUCCAAUGCCCAGAGAGCCAAAAAUGACAGAUACACCUUCCAGCAGUCCAGUCACUAACCAAAAGCCUCAGUUACACCACUCUAUUGGUGAAGUGAAUGUGUGGGUUGGGACAUACUUUGAGGUGAAGAUUCCAGCCGAUACAUUCUUUGAUCAGGAAGAUGGAAACACAGAAAACUUACGGCUGUUAUUUAAACAGAAUCUCUAUGAGACAUUGGAUCAUGGCUCUUGGAUACAGUUUAACAGCAGCAUUCAGCUCCUGUAUGGCCUUCCUGACCAGAGCCAUGUUGGCAGACAUGAAUUUCUAAUGAUGGCAAUAGAUAAAGAAAAUUCAAGCACCAUAGAUGCUUUUGAGAUUCAUGUAAACCAUUGGCCAGUUGAUGACCAAUCACCAGUUGUGUUUAUUGCUCACUUUCAAGGAGAACCUAAAAUGCUGACUCAUGAUAUCCACAAGAAAAUACUAUUUUGCAAGAAACUUGCCUUUGCACUGGGUGAUCACAACAGCAGUUCUGUCACUCUAAGAAAUAUCUCAAGGGGUUCUAUUCUGGUGGAAUGGACCAAUAGCAGCUUACCUAAGAAUCCCUGUCCAGCAGAACAGAUUAAGGAGAUGUGUCGCAGGAUUUCAGAUGCUCAAGGUCAUCCCACAUCCAUCUUUUACAGAGCAAUGGAGCCAGAGUUCAAACCCAUUAACAUUGGUGCUCUUGGUGCUAACAAAUGCCAAAGGUUCUCAUUUCUGCCACCAAGAGAUGUCACUGUUCCGGUGUCGCCAGAGAAUAUUUCUGUUCCUGUGUCAUCCACAGUCACACCUUCAUUUAGCUCAGGCUGGCAUAGCAGCGAUGAUGUCUACUUGCACACUGUUAUCCCAUCUGUGGUAGUGGCUGCCCUGCUGCUCACAGCUGGUUUCAUUGCAAUGGUUUGCUACCGAAAGAAACGGCGUGGAAAACUGACUACAGAGGAACAGGCCACCUUCAUAAAAAAGGGUGUUCCUAUCAUUUUUGCAGAUGAGUUGGAUGAUGCUAAAUCCCCACCUUCUUCCAGCAUGCCAUUAAUUUUGCGUGAAGAGAAGCCACCUAUGGCUCCACCCCAUUACCCCAGUUCAGCCUGUGGAGAAAUCCUAGAGGAAUACAUCUCCUUCAAUGAUGAUGAUGACCCCAGUGCUCCUCCUUAUCAGCCUCCCCCUCCUUUUACAGUUCCUAUAGAGGGCAGGGGUUCUCGACCGAAGAACAUGACAGCCUACAGGUGUCCGCCACCCUAUGUGCCCCCCUGAUAGAAAACUAGACAUCUCUCAGCUGGCUAAUAGUAGACAUUUUAAGAAAAGACAUCAUAGUCCAAAUAUGGAAUAGAUAAAGUGACUGGUUUUG